Messenger RNA from Phascolarctos cinereus (koala), 2026 nucleotides. It is a transcript of the gene TINAGL1, whose product is annotated as tubulointerstitial nephritis antigen like 1. Gene Ontology annotation, molecular function: cysteine-type peptidase activity. NCBI's taxonomy places the organism in Eukaryota, Metazoa, Chordata, Mammalia, Diprotodontia, Phascolarctidae. The record is from RefSeq and is a predicted model, not a curated record. Gene Ontology annotation, biological process: proteolysis.
GGGUCCUAAUCUGACCCAUGAGCUAGUGACUUUCCCUCUCAGGGCCUCAGUUUUCCCAUCUGUAAAAUGAGAGGUUCAGACCAAAUGAUCUCAAAGGUCUGUUCUAGCUCUCAUGCGGGAAGCCAGGUCAGAGCCAUAGCCAGAGAAACAGUCAUAGACACAGGGAGAGUCUCAGACGGAGUCAGAGCGCCAUGGCAGGGAUGUAUGUGAUUGAUACCCUUCCCUAGAAGCAGCAGGUGGGAGGAGAAGGCCAAAAAAAAUGAGAGGACCGGACCAGGUGAACGUUAAAGAACACUUUCAGCUGGAAAAUUAGGAAAGUCUGGGAUUCCUGGUUGACAGUGGCUCCCGGCACCAUGUGGCUGAACUCCCUCUUAGGUGCCCUGCUGUUGGCAGGCCCAGGAACCUUCUGUGCUCAGAGUGGCCGAAGUCGCCGGGAGCUGGCACCGGGUUUACACUCCAGGGGCAUCCGAGACGCAGGUGGCUCCUAUUGCCAGGGACGAGACCUCUGCUGCGUAGGCCGGGAGGAUGACUGCACCUUGCCCUACCUGGGCACCCUCUGCUACUGUGACCUCUUCUGUAACCGGACCGUCUCUGACUGUUGCCCUGACUUUUGGGACUUUUGCCUGGGCGUUCCACCCCCUUUCCCUGUUAUCCAAGGGUGUAUGUAUCAGGGACGAGUAUACCCAACCCUUGGGACCUACCAAGACAAUUGUAACCGAUGCACCUGCAAGCAGGAUGGGGCAUGGGAGUGUGACCAGGAGCCCUGCCUGGUGAACCCGGACCUGAUCAAUGCCAUCAACCUUGGCAGCUAUGGGUGGACAGCUGGGAACCACAGUGCUUUCUGGGGGAUGACUCUUGACGAUGGCAUCCGCUACCGCCUGGGCACAGUCCGACCUGCCUCCUCUGUGAUGAACAUGAAUGAGAUACAAAUGGUCAUGUUACCAGAUGAAACUCUUCCCCCAGCCUUCAGUGCCUCAGAUAAAUGGCCUGGCCUGAUCCAUGAGCCCCUGGACCAGGGGAACUGUGCAGGUUCCUGGGCAUUCUCCACAGCAGCUGUGGCCUCAGACCGCAUCUCCAUCCACUCCAUGGGUCAUAUGACCCCAGCCUUGUCCCCUCAGAACCUGCUGUCCUGUGACACUCACAAUCAGCAGGGUUGCCGGGGUGGGCGGCUCGAUGGGGCCUGGUGGUUCCUGCGUCGCCGUGGGCUGGUGUCCAACCACUGCUACCCAUUCUCGGCGGGAGACCAGGAUGGGGCAGCCCCUGCGGCUCCAUGCAUGAUGCACAGUCGUCACAUGGGCCGGGGCAAACGCCAGGCCACCGCCCACUGCCCCAACAGCCGGGCCCAUGCUAACCACAUCUACCAGGCCACCCCUCCCUAUCGCCUCUCCUCCCAUGAGAAAGACAUCAUGAAGGAGCUGAUGGAGAACGGGCCUGUCCAAGCCCUCAUGGAAGUGCAUGAAGAUUUCUUCUUAUACAAGAGUGGUAUCUAUAAGCACACGCCAGUCAGUCUGGGGAAGCCUGAACGUUACCGCCAACAUGGGACUCACUCUGUCAAAAUCACAGGGUGGGGAGAGGAAAUUCAGCCUGAUGGACAAAAACUGAAAUACUGGACAGCUGCCAACUCAUGGGGCCCAACCUGGGGAGAAAACGGAUACUUCCGAAUUGCCCGAGGGGCCAAUGAGUGUGAUAUUGAGAGCUUUGUGGUGGGGGUGUGGGGCAGGGUCGGCAUGGAAGACAUGAGCCCACACCACUGAGCCCCCAGUUUUGGCCUGCCUGGAGGCCUUUGGGCCUUCUCCUGGAUGAGGAUUUGGGCAUCCUCCAAGAAAUGCCCUCCACCCAUCACCUGCUGCCCGGAUCUGGGGCCACAGCCUACUGGUGCUAAGAAGUUUGCUUGGGUUGGGGUUCAGAUCCCACAGACAGCAGAGCUCCUGAUCCCUGCCCCUUCCCUGGCCAAAGGGAGGGGGAGCCAAUCCGCUGAAACAGCAGUUCCCUUGAGGGCCCUCUACCCCCUGCCCUCCUCCCCAAA